UGCCCCUACUGUCUGCUCUUUUGUUACCGGUACCCCUCCCCUCUUUGGAUCGGAAAAACCGGCCGGUGUCCGUGUAAUUCUACUGUAGACAACUACGCUGCGUUGUACUGGAGUUUUGCCAGGGUAGCUUAUCGGCUUGGGAUCGAUCGAUCGAUACUUUGAAUCAACAGGGCCGGGAGAUUCUACAAUACUUCUCCAACUUCUUAUGCGUCCUACAACGUCUCAAGGAUCUUACCAUUCAUUUUUUCUUCACGUGUGCUUCACGUGAACAGUCUACACACCUUGAAUACCGGCAUCCGGCGUUUAGAUAAAAUUUUGUAACUUAAGGAUAGAUCCAGAGAACUCUACAAUAUGUCUGAUGUAAGCCCAGCUAAAGACUUUAUAGCCGGUGGUUUUGGAGGAGUGUGUACGGUGGUAACGGGGCAUCCACUGGAUACCAUCAAGGUGCGACUUCAGACCCAGCCCACCCCCCCUCCAGGACAGGCCCCCAAGUUUGCAGGAGCAUGGGACUGUGCCAGGCAGACAGUCAUGAAGGAGGGUUUCCGAGGCCUGUACAAGGGCAUGGCAGCACCCAUAGUGGGAGUGUCUCCCAUGUUUGCUGUCUGUUUCUUCGGUUUUGGGCUGGGCAAAAAGCUGCAGGCAGGAGAGAAAACCAACGCUGAGCUGUCGUACAUCCAGCUGUGGAAUGCAGGUAUGUUGGCAGGUGUCUUCACGACUGUCAUCAUGGCACCUGGCGAGCGCAUCAAGUGCCUACUGCAGAUCCAGGCCGAUGCUGGGUCCAAGAAGUAUGCAGGUCCGGUGGACUGUGCCAAGCAGCUGUACAGGGAAGGGGGGAUCAGGAGUGUCUACAGAGGGACGGCUCUUACACUCAUGAGGGAUGUGCCUGCCAGCGGAAUGUACUUCAUGAGCUACGAGAUUCUUCAGCGCAAACUGACACCAGAGGGGAAGACCCGGAAAGAUAUCAGUGCAGGGAGGACACUGUUUGCAGGAGGCAUGGCAGGAGUUUUUAACUGGAUGGUGGCCAUCGCACCAGAUACACUCAAGUCACGCUUCCAAACAGCCCCUGCUGGGAAGUACAAGGGCGUUGGUGACGUGUUGAAACACCUACUCAGGGAAGAAGGACCACAGGCUCUGUUCAAGGGGGUGGCUCCUAUCAUGGUCAGGGCCUUCCCUGCUAAUGCUGCUUGUUUCCUUGGUUACGAGUUGUGCAUGAAGUUCCUGAAUUGGCUGGCACCAGGCAUGUAGCAAGGAGGCAGUUACCAAGACAACAGAGGAGGAAUCAACCAAUCACAUCAAAGGGGGACUGACUGAGAGCAUCGAUCUACAGUAUAAUAACCCAUUAUCGUGAAGAAAGAAAGCUUGUCACAAGUUCAAAUUAUUAGACUGAGGAAAGAGUCAGGAUCUAGGACAUUUGGAGAACUUGAGAUAUUUUUCAGUGACAUGACAGGGACCAUACCAUUGGCUCAGGAGCAUGCAGGGGUGGACAGGACGCUUUUUUAAAGAAAAAAAGUUUUCCAUUGUGUGUUACUAAGUCUUGCCUAAUGGUCAGGGGAGUUGAGCAAAAAUGAGAUCUUCCACUGGUAUGUUUUAGUGCCUACUGAGAAUGGAUGUACAAUGUAGAUAAAUACUGUCCUUUCAAAUCUUAAAUAUAUCACUGGGUUUUUGAGAUAAUGACAACUUAAUUGCAGUGAGUGAAACCUGUAUGUUGAUUAUUGCAGAUAUUGAAUGUAUUGUUAGCAGCUAAGAUAAAGCUUCCUUGGAAUCUGCCCAAAAAACAGUUACACAAGCAACUGGAUAUGAUUUUGGAAACAGUCAGAUAUUUUAGGUAGCAUCCACUACCGUUCGUAAAUUGACACUGGAGAACUUGUGCAGAAAGGCAGGUUUAUAAGCAAGGACUAGUGAUUGAUAUUUUUGGAAGUCCAUGUGGAAACAAAAGUUUUCAUCUGACCGUUUCCAAAGUCUAUCCAGUUGCUUGGCAUAUCUUAUUAUGUCUGUCUAACCUUCACAGACGCUUCUAAAGAAUUGUUGCCAUCUAUAUGUCCGUAACGAGUCAACUAGUUAGUUCAAAAUUCAAAACACCAUGGGAGUGGAAGCUAUAAUUGCUUUGUAGUGGGCUUUAGAGUUAUAUUUUCUGAUGUUAAUAAUGAGAUUUCAAAAAUUGUAACUAACAACAAAUGGGUGCUGAGAUUGGGCAUGCUGAUUUCACUAUUGUUUGUAUAUAGGAGCUGCCAUAGAACAAAUGCAUUUUAGGGUUAUUAGUUCAGUAAGAAAGGUGAAAGAAAAG
Molecule: messenger RNA, 2284 nt
Organism: Branchiostoma belcheri (Belcher's lancelet)
Lineage: Eukaryota; Metazoa; Chordata; Leptocardii; Amphioxiformes; Branchiostomatidae
Product: mitochondrial carnitine/acylcarnitine carrier protein-like
Exons: 10
Coding region: 352-1245 (297 amino acids)
Biological process (GO): carnitine transmembrane transport; mitochondrial transport
Cellular component (GO): mitochondrial envelope
Molecular function (GO): O-acyl-L-carnitine transmembrane transporter activity
Source: RefSeq, a predicted model, not a curated record